Messenger RNA from Pectinophora gossypiella (pink bollworm), 1810 nucleotides. RefSeq names its product PAXIP1-associated glutamate-rich protein 1A (gene Pa1). The transcript has a single exon. Bases 137 to 592 code for a protein of 151 amino acids. The record is from RefSeq and is a predicted model, not a curated record. NCBI's taxonomy places the organism in Eukaryota, Metazoa, Arthropoda, Insecta, Lepidoptera, Gelechiidae.
CAUACCUAUAACCUUAAAAAGUAAAAAACAUUGUUGUGUUGUCCCGCAUAAAAAAGUUUAUACCAAUAUACCCACGUAUUUUGUUUCGUAGUUAAAUAUAAGUAAUACAAUAAAUAUCAAAUUCAUUCAAUCCAAUAUGAGCACACUAGAACUUCAAGGCGACGAUUGGGAUUUACCUUGCUCAGAUGAUGAGUUGUCGAAGAGUGGAUUAUUCAUUGGGAAAAGUUGGAUGCCGGACCCUAACGAGUUGGAGGAAUUGUAUAAAGCUAUUGAUAAAAGUGCUACUUUGACCUUGGAAUGGAAGUGUCCGGGCAGGCGGCCGCCGUCGCCUAUGCCUGUUAGUAAAGAAAAUCAGCCUGAGGUUCCCAUGUCGCCUGUGCGAGAAGAGAAAUCAGAUUUUGAUUUUAUGGAUGAAGUGAACUCUCUACGGCUGCGCGUGCGACGGGAUGGGGAGGACACGCUGCGAGGGUCAGCUAAGAAGAAGACAACGUCGUUCCACGGCAUUCUCUCCAACAUGAUCCGACACAAGAGGAUAGAGCAGAUGGAGAAGCAAGCCAGCACCCCGACGACACCAACAACUAGCGCCACUUGAUUGGUGUUCUUCAUACCACAGUGGACCUUUGAGUGCUGACAAGUGGUUGAUAAUUGGUAUGCUUGAGACCAGUUUGUCUGAUGUAUUAUACUAUGUAUAAUGAAUAGUAAGAUUAUGCUAGUAAUGAAACUGGUACUGAUUCCAGCAAGGCUGUCAAUUUUAAAAUAAGCGAAUUAAAUUCACCUGGAUAUAUAAGGACAACUUAAAAUAAAAUUAGGUGUCUGCUGAAAUGAGCACUGUUGUGUACCUGUACUUAGUAUUAUAAUGGCCCUGACUUGUGCCUCUUACCUAAUUUUAUUUUAAGUUAUGCCAGUCAUUUUCGCCGAAAAGUCAAGGGACGGAUGAUUGAUAACUAUCCAUUUUAAAAUAAAUUAAUAACCCGGAAGAAAAAAAUAGACAUCUUGCUCAUCUGCAACCCAAUUUUGUUGUUUGCAUUUUAAAUUUCUGCUUUAAAUAGGGUAGUUUUCAACUAGUCAAAUCAAAUAUUUUUUAUUAUAGGGCAAGACACAAAAUUACUAUGGAAUUUGUAUGAAAAUACAACCUGAAAAACGUGACAACACUUAUUAUAAAAUUUUUCUUAAUUCUAAUUAUUCAUAAAAAUGUUAAAUACAAAAAAGAAAAUGUUUCUUGUUACCUUUUUUAGGAAAUCAAUUUUAUUAUUGUUACUAUAAGAUCUGUCUUUAUUUAGUAAUCAGAAUUUCAUAAUUUAUCUUUGACUUGGGAAACUACCCGAUUGAUGUGUGUUCCAUAAAAUGUAUGCCUGUCAAUUACCCGUCCCUUUCUUUUUCAGCGGAUAAGGAAAUGAAAGGUAAAAAUUAUUGGUGUGUAUACAAGAGUAUACAAGGAAUCAGCACCAAUACUUAUCAGUGCUAGGUUUUCUUUCUUGCUCCACAUUGAUUACAUCUUAAUGUUCACAUAUACAGGGUGUUAGUGACAUCGUAACGAAAACUUUGAGGGAUGAUAUCAAGUGGAAUUUGCCGUCGCAAAAGUAUGGAACGGAAAAUAAUUUAAAUAAGCGCUAAAAUUUGCAUGACUUCUCCAACAGGAAAUUCCACUUGAUAUUAACUCAGAAUCAUGGUCUGAAUCAUCCCCCUCAGUAUUUGUUACAUUGUCACUAACACCCUGUAUAUGUAUUAUGAUUCAAGCUGAAUGUCUUAGAUAAUAUACAUAUAAGACUGCAAAAGGAAAAGGGUCUAAAAUAAACAACAACCUUUAUAA